Phycodurus eques (leafy seadragon) is the source of this 7222-nucleotide messenger RNA. It is a transcript of the gene cmya5, whose product is annotated as cardiomyopathy associated 5. Gene Ontology annotation, molecular function: protein binding. Lineage: Eukaryota; Metazoa; Chordata; Actinopteri; Syngnathiformes; Syngnathidae. The record is from RefSeq and is a predicted model, not a curated record.
UUUUUUUUUUUUUAGGCUUUCAAACUAAGGAGGAAAUAUGAAAGUUGUGUGUAUGAAUGGCCCUGUUUAAGCAUUGCCAAGAACAGCAGGGGAGACGGAGGAAUACUGUUUCAGCACACGGCCUAUAUUUAACUUGGCAAAGGGGAUUUUGAUCUUAAAGUUACACGACUCCAGCUACAAUUCAUUAGUAAAGAUUGAUGUCCACGUCAUGUAUGUUUGCCCACAUUGCCAUUGGGAUUUUGUAAGAAUGUAGUUUGUGCACUGAAAACUUUGCAUCUGACUCGAGACCCAAUGAGAUUGAGCGCCUUCUCCCUGCAUGUACUCCCUGCCCUCCCCUCUUUUCAUUCCCCACUUAGUCUAUUUUUGGCCUGGGCUGAGUCAGAUGGACCCCUCCCAACAUAGAAUGACACAAACGGAACAGAACAACGCUCUACGACUCAAAAGCGGAUGCAUCGAGAACACCCUAAAAAAUACACUGAGUACGAGUAAUGAUGGAGGAAUGUGAGAGUUUGGACUCUGAGAUGACCGAGCUGACAGAGUUCCAGUGUGAGGCUUCAGAUGUCAUCAACCAGGACGAUGAGGACGAAGUGGAGGAAUUGCAAAACAGUCUACGUGAGGUUGUCCAGGACCAGUCUGUGAAGCCCAAACUCCAGUGCCUGAUGGUGGAUCCGUCAUUCUCCAUGGUGACUGUCCAGAGCGAGGACAGUGGUAUCGUUUGGGAGACAGCCUCCAGUCGCUGCUCUACUCCCUGGGCCUCUGAGACCAGCUCUCUCUCUGAAGCAUGCAGCAUGGAAGGCUCUGGAGCUGCAGGGAAAAUCACCAUCAUCUUUGAGGAGGACAAAAUAGUCCGUCGCAGAACAAGGUCGGGAAGGAACAGCAGGUUGAAGGACAGGGUUAGCAGAUCUGGCAGUUCAAGAUCAACCUCAGCACUGGGAGUGGAGAGACCCGAGAUGGCAGAGGUGUCUCUUCCUAAUGAGAAGCAGAAAGGAGCAGAGACAGAUUUUGAGGGGAACAAAAACAAAGAUCAGCAGUUAUUUAGUUUGAUUUCAGAGGGAUAUGAGAUUCUUAACAUCAGAGUCCCAUCCAAACUUCCUACAGUGGAUGAAGAGGAAAGCACAGAACUACAAGACAACCUGUCUUAUCUGGACCAGACUCCCAAAAUCCGAUCUCGAAAUCAGCUCAACGAAAUCUCGCAGAACCAUGGUCUGCCUCAGGAGGUGAAAAUACUGGAAUGCAAUGAGCCUUCAAAGGAAGAUACUGGGCAUUCAGCGGAGGAUGGGCUGAGACACAUUUCCCCUCCAGAAAAUGGCUCCAAAGACAUUGACUACUUUGAGAAGUUUACACUGCUGGAUGAGGUGGUUCCUGGACAAAAAGCUCCAGACCUUCAGCAGGAGGUGGAAGAUCCUGUGAGGGAAUGCAAAGUGGAGCCAAUGCCUGCAAAGGUAGUCAAAGACGGCACGUCAGACUCGUUUGUGUUUGUGACAGAAGCGGAGAUAGUUGGGGAACACCUGGAUGAGGUCUUCUACGGAGAGGGAGCUCCUGCUAAUGAAAUGCAGCAAAGAGCCGAUGAAGGGGAAGAAGGUUCAAAAGUGAGAAGAGAGAGCCAGAGAUCCAUGAAGGAGAGCGGCUCAGUGUUGUUUGGAAGUGAAGAAACAACCCUCACCCCUAUUUACAUCUCCGCUGGACCCCCUAAGAUCAUCGACCCCAUCCUGCUGGAAGAACCCACCGCCAUGUCCUUCUUGUACUCUGACCUUUAUGAGGAUGCUGUAGGCGAGAGGAGAAAGAGCGACGAGGAAUACUCCGAGAUAGAGAGUGUGACGUCUGAAAAAUCAUUCAAGAAAUGCUUGUCUGAUUCAGAGGAGGCAGACGGAUACCUGGAAAAGUUCAUUUUGAAAGAUGACACCCCCACAGUAGACCUUCCAGUUGACUUAGUGCAGGACAAAAGGGACAGGAGGAUGAUGUGGUCACAGAGUAAGUUUGAAAUGACGGGCUGUCUAAUGAGAGCUAUGGAAGAGGAGGAAGACGCGGCCAAGACAGAGGACACAACACAAGCAGUCAACACUGCAUCAGUUAAAGAUUCAGGAGCAUUAAAGUCUGAAGAGCAAGUACCAGAUAUGGCAAGCGAAGGAGUAUGCCUCUAUGAGGAAAGGGAAGAGCGUCUUGUUUCUGUAGAUUCAAUUCACGAGGAUAGGACGAAGGCGGAAGGUGUGCAAGCUCAAGAUGGAAUUCCUGAGGGCUUCACUGACACACCUUUAUACUUUAAGAGCUUAGGAGUAGAGACACCAGAGGAGCACCAGCAAGCCAGUGAUCAAAGUAUAAGUGAAACCCAAGAUCUGUCUCAAACACAUGCAGUGCAGGAAAAGGAACAUGAGAUGCCACCUACAGUUGCUGAGGGUCUUCAAACUCUCGACAAGCUUCAACAGGAAGACACAGUAGGGGAAAUCAGUCAGAAGGCAGCAGCUGAGACGGAGAUAGUGGUAUCUGUUCAUAAGGACAGCCAAGAUGAGAUCCUAGCAGAAGACGCAAUGAGAAAAAUGGAGACUUCAGAACUUUCCAUUGAAAUGGAGACACUAGAAGAGAAAACAACAUAUCAGAAAGAGGAGAUUGAUCCUGGGGAAGCUGCGAUUGAGGUCUCUACUGACUGUGAGCCUUGGGUGCAUGCAUUCGUCAAGGUAACCGAGAAGACAGCUGAUGAAAUGGUGCCCCAGACUGAGGUUCGGAUUGAUCUUCAGGAUGUAACAACCAUUCCUCAAGGUGAAACAAGAGUGGAUGUGUUGCCACAGAAUGUUGCAGUUGACGAGUUGGCCUGUUUUGUGCCUGAUCAGGGGUUGGAUGUCAAAACCAAAGUAAAAGAAAAAGCAACUGAAUCAGGUGAGACACAGCAGGAGAUGAUUGAACAUAAGGAUGAGGCACCUUCAAAAGACAGCAAGGCUGACACUCAGAGGACUGAAAUAAACGACCACUUGAUUGUCCUUGUCCCUAAAGGCCAAGCUGUAGAGAUGGACAUAAACAUGAGUCCUUGCUCACAGAGGAUUCCAAAAAGUGAUUCUCUGACUCUUCCUGAUCUGGACACGAAAUAUGAACAUGUCACUACAUCUGAUCAUGACACCGUGGAAACAAUAUCAUUGCCUCAGCCGAAAGAACCAGUUGGACAGUUGGAAACAUUGAACGAGACGUCCACACCUACACCUUCAGUAGGAAAAGCAGAGUUGGAAGACCUGAUGGCCGAGAGGAACAAAGAUGAAGGCGGUUUUUCCCCUCUGAGGAGCUUUACCCCACAGGAGGAUUUAUCUCUGCCGCAUCAGAAGGACCUCCAACCAGAUGCUGCAGAUGUAGAAGAAAAGGUAGAAGUUGCCCCAGAAGAGAUUAUGAAAACGUACACAGAUCUCGAGAUCGGUUCUUCCAGAGAGGAAGGGGGAGAAAGGGAAGCUCAAAAUGAGACACCUGAAGCCGUUCCAGAGGUUACAGGUGAUGAUUAUGAGAUGAUAACUGAAGAGGACACCAGAGAGCUAGCAGAACCUCAAUUAUGGAGAGAUGUAGAGGAACCAGUGCCAGUGUCGGUUCAGGAGGUCGAGGUGGCCAAAGAGAAGAGGGAUGUGGACGUGUUUGGAGAUGAAGAUCUCAUUGAGGCUGAUUAUGACAUCAUUGAUGCCGAGGAGCACCGUCAGGCCCGAUUGGCUGCUGAGCUUCAGGGGAUGGAUUGGUUCUGUCUCACCUGUCAGUGUUUGCUGUCUCAGGAUGCCUGUGACUCCGGGGACCAUGAUGGCCACGAGGUGACUGCAGUGGACAAAGCCUUUGAGGACAUCAGGGAGCGACUGAGUGACUGGAUCUCUGAGCUGCAGGAGAGGUCUGAGAACAUCGAGGACCUGGUGUCUGAGCUGGAGUUGGCCUACCACUCUGUGGAGGACCAGUGCGUUGAGAGCGAGGCCGCCAUGCAGGCGCAAAACGACGAGGCGAUGGCCUUGGUGAUGGAGCGCUACAACGAAAUGUCUGUCAACAUGGAGGAGGAGAAAAAGGCCAAGCUGGAGCAGCUCUACGACCAGAUCGUCUCCUUCCGGGAGAGCAUCGACUCGGCCAAGGCUACCCUGGAGACCACGGCCAGAGAGGCUGACGCGGACGCUCGGACCCCUGAGGACAUUCAUGCAAGGCUCAAGGCAGCUCUGGAGUCGACCAUGUCACUAGAGUUGGGCUCCAAGGGGUUGCUGGUGUUUGAGGAUUACGCCAAAGGCAACGCCUCCGGCUCACAGCUCGCGCAACGAAAGGGAAUUGCAGUCCCUCAGAGGCCCACGCUGGAGCCCCAGGAGGCGGGAUCGGCUGCCAGCUCCAGCGUCGCCGUUUACUGGAGGGUCAACCCUGGGGACGUCAUUGACUGCUUUCAGGUCUAUUGCAUGGAGGAGCCGCAGGGAGCCGUGUCCGAGGAAUACCGCGUGACCGUCAAGGAGAGUUAUUGCGUCCUGGAGGAGCUGGAGCCUGAUAAGUCUUACAAAGUUUGGGUGAUGGCUGUCAACUACACAGGCUGCUCCCUGCCCAGCGAGAGGCUCGUCUUCACCACUGCUCCGUCAGUGCCGGUAAUUGAUAGCGAACGGUGCACUGUCACGUGGGACUCGGCCAAGCUGAGGUGGAGCCCAGCAAAAUGGAGUCCUGGACAGAGUUUCAUCUUGGAGUAUUGUCGCCAGUACGAGCUGGAGGGAGACGGGCUUAGAUCCAUCGCUGGCAUAAAAAACUGUGAACACGGGGUUCGGCUGCAGCCCAAUGAGAAUUAUCUGUUUUACAUCAAAGCUGUGAAUGAAGCUGGAGUUAGCGAACAAAGCGAGGCUGCUCUCAUUUCAACCAAAGGAACAAGGUUUCAUUUGCUGAAUGCUUCAGCUCAUCCUGCUCUGGAGCUGUCAGAAGACCAAACCGCUGUUUACCUGUCCCAAGAUGCUCAUGAGCACAUAUCAUCUACAGAAAAACAGCCUCCAUCCGUCCUAGGUGAGUUAUUACCAGCGAGGGGUCACCAUUAUUGGGAGACCAUCGUGUCAGGAUGUGCAGCAUACAGGCUUGGAGUCACGUACAGCUCAGCGCCAAGAAAGUGCCCACUGGGGGAAAACAAGCUUUCGUGGUGUUUCCAGUGCAUCCCGUCACCAUCUGGUUGCAGCUAUCAGCUGCUCCACGGUGCCACUCAGUCCUGCGUCUUUGUGAUGGAGUCGCCCGAGCGGGUGGGCACGCUCCUCGACUACCGGCAGGGGCGUCUGUGUUUCUACAAUGCGCAAACGGGUCAGUUGUUGGGGUCUUUCAGGCACGACUUCGCCAGGCCGUGCCACCCUGUCCUGACCCCGGAGGUGCCGGGCCGACUGGCCGUCUUCAUGGUGACGGAGGUGCCGGAGUUCGCGGACAUACUCCACGGUUAUUAGAGUUCAUGUCAGGAAGUUGUUGGUGUAAACUUAGCAUGAUGAAGCUCGCCGUCAUACAAAACCAUAUUGUAAAGUCCAAUUGCUGUGCACUCACAUGGCGUGAUUGAAUAGAUCCUUUUUGUAACAAUGUUAUAAACUUGUAAAUAUCAAAUAUAUUGAUGACACAAAUCAUUAUUUAGGAUAUGAAAUGCAACUGAACUGACAUGAAGGGCCUUUGAGUGAUUUCUUCACGUUGUCUUGUUUGUAAAUUGUAGGCGGCAUAUCAGUUUUGUACUGUUUUGUAAUUGUUCCGUUUUGCUACACCUACAUAACAAAACCUAGCAUCUGGUGUUUAAAAAAAAAAAGACUCUUCAACCUAAAAUAUAGAUUAAUCUUUCAAUGAAUUAUACUGCAGCACUUUUGUUUCCUAUUGUCAAUACACCUGUUUUUUUUUUGUAUAAUUAUUUUUGUUAACAGUGCGAUCAGUUGUGUUUUUAUUUCUAUGUUGUUUCCAUUUUUAUUUAUUUCUUGAUUGGAGACGGAUAUUGUUGAGAUGAAGGAACAUGAUUCUUUUUCUAUUUGCUCAACCGGAAUGUUUUGAUUCAGUCCACAACAACUUUCAUCACUAGCUGGCCUCAGUGUUGACUGGAAUUUUAGUGCCUAUUAACGUAAGAUUAUUUCUGCUUUGUUACAUGCUGAAGACAUAUUUACAAACUGUAUUAUAUCUGAGUAGUACAGCAUCAAAAUAUCGUGGCUGAUGCAACAGGUUUAAAGUCCCAGCACAGGCAAUUUGGAUAAAUGUAGUUGACCAUUAACAUUUAACACAGUUGUAAUUGGAAGAAGAAAAAAAAAAUGUUUGUUUUGGGUUGUGGUUUGUUCACACACUCCCUAAGUAGGCAGCCAAGACUCAGCAGGAGUCUCUUUCUCAUGUCAACAAUAACUGGGACACUAUCUGAUGUCGGCCUGGCAUUGUUUUCUCUCAAUUAGUCUUUUUUCUUUCUUUCUUUUCUCUCUAUAGCCAAAGGCCAUCUACAAACAAAGAGUGUUCUAUGCUCCAAACAAGUAAACAGACUAUCAGAAAGGCAUGACCAGCCAUGCUGUAAACUGGCCAACCACUGUGAGCAGGCAAGCUGCAGUGGCUUAGUUGAAAAGACUGAAAGCAGACAGUUUGCCAUAUAAUAACGGAUGUGAUUAAAUCUAACUUAAAAUAACAACACGUCAUUGUUAUUGUAUUUUAUUCAUAUUUCAUUUGAAGAGUUGUUACCUUCCAUUCAAAGUGCAUUAACAGUAGCUGCAGAUGUCGUUAGGGACCACAAAUGAAGAUAUAAUGAAGAAGCGAAGGCACACAAAGCAAAGCAUAUACCAGUAGUUGUCCUCACAAGUCUGCACACAGGAAAUAAAUAAGUUCUUUCAAUAUAUGUUGCAUUGAAAGGAAUGCAUCAGUGGUGAUUAGUAUAUUUCGUAGCGUCUAAAACACUCGUUUAAAAUAAAACAUAAAAAAAAAAAGGAAAUACAAGGGAGGAAAAACAAUUCAAAAACAACCAACAAAAAACAUUUCAAGAUUGGGUAAAACAAGUGAUAGUUACAUAAUGCAGGAACAGCUAACAAUAACGACUGGCAUUAAAACACAUAGCAGAGUGUUUAGCACUGCUGCUUCACAGCAAGAAGGUCCCGGGUUCGAUUCCAGCAUGGCCACUCUUAACAGCCUUCAAUGAAGACACAGGUUUUAGAUCAUGAGGAGAUACUAGGAAAAUUCAGCACGUAUUACUAUUACAUUAAAUCGCCACAGCACCUCAUUCCCAACCAUGUUACAGUGAUAAACUGAACCAGUAUAUCGAGCAAACUGCAUU